This is a messenger RNA of Musca vetustissima, 1866 nucleotides long. RefSeq names its product protein bric-a-brac 1-like. The transcript has a single exon. Gene Ontology annotation, molecular function: protein binding. Gene Ontology annotation, biological process: regulation of transcription by RNA polymerase II. Gene Ontology annotation, cellular component: nucleus. Lineage: Eukaryota; Metazoa; Arthropoda; Insecta; Diptera; Muscidae. The record is from RefSeq and is a predicted model, not a curated record. The annotation marks the transcript as partial.
AUGGAUUCCAAAAGUCCUCUACAUCAGGCAACGCAACAACAGCAAGCCGAAGCAUUGUCCUCCUCCUCCAAUAAUCCCCAAGGCACAUCCCCAGCUUCCGCCGCCACCGGUACCACCACAGAUAAUGUUCAAACAUUUCGGGAACUUUUGGAAGCCUCCACUAAAACCGCAAUGGCCAAACAACAACAUUCACCUCAGACAACUAGCAGGGGUUCAAGAUCCGGUUCUAUGAUUCACAGUCUAUCUGGAAGCCCGAAACGUUGUAAUUCCCCCACAAUGGAACCAAUGAAACAGCCGGCAGAAGGCGAACACAAACCAUCGCCCCGCUAUUCAUGUGAACCAACUGAACAAGCAACAACGGCGCAGCGUUCCAGUGGCCUGGCCGUGGAAGCAGCAUAUUCACCACACUCAGAACGUUCCUCCACCGGAUCGAAUUCCGCAAAUGGAUCUUCGCAGCAGCAACAGCAAUUUUGCUUACGUUGGAAUAACUAUCAAAGCAAUUUGACCAGUGUCUUUGAUCAACUGCUGCAAACGGAGGCAUUUGUCGAUGUCACCCUGGCUUGUGAUGGACGUUCCAUAAAGGCCCAUAAAAUGGUACUAUCCGCAUGUUCUCCCUAUUUCCAAACCCUGCUCUCGACCACACCUUGCCAACAUCCCAUUGUCAUAAUGCGUGAUGUUAAUUGGCCCGAACUCAAGGCCAUUGUGGAUUUUAUGUACAAGGGUGAGAUCAAUGUUAGUCAGGAUCAAAUAGGUCCCCUACUGAGGAUUGCUGAGAUGUUGAAGGUACGUGGCCUGGCCGAUGUGGGUCACAUAAGUACAGCCAGCGAACCCGCCCAACACAGUAGUACAAAGGCAGAUCAAGCAAGUAAUUCGGAUAAGGAACUCUACUCCCCACCUCAUCUAUCGCCGAAAAUACGCAAGAAAAGUCUUUCACCGUUCGGCAAAAGGCCGGCCAGUAGACGUUCGCCAGAACCAAAUGAACCUGCGGACAGUGAUAUGGAUUUGCUGGCGCCCUUGGAUGCCGAAAAAUCUCGUUCAAGAUUAGAGUCCUGGGAUUUGCCCACAACGUCUGGUAGAUCUGGUCUGGAAUUGCGACUCUCACCUCCGCUGAUAGCUCGUAAUGUACGAAAACGUAGAUGGCCCUCGGCGGAUACGGUAUUUAAUCCUCCCGAAAGUCCUUUGGGUAGUCUUAUAGCUGCUGAGAGGGCAGAACAAGAACGUAAUCGUGAAAGAGAACGUGAGCGAGAGCGUGAACGCCAGCGGGAAAGAAAUGUAACCCUAUUUACCCCACCCUUGCCGGUUAUAACAGGUUCUUCCAGUCUAGAAGCUUCGGGGCAUUUGGAUUUUCCCUCGCCUUCUCCAACACCCACACCUAGUCUUCUACCACCAUCUCGGACACAUUCAUCGCUAUUAGCUUCCUCAGCCUCACCGCAUUUACAAUUAUCGCAUCACCAUCAUGCGCAACAGCAGCAGCAUCAACAACAACAGCAGCAGGGUCAACAAUCUAGCCAACAACAGCAGCAGCAACAACAACAGCACUCAUCAGCUGGUAUUGGAGGUGGCCUACAAUCUCAUCGUUCUUCACCCGCCUCUUCAGUAACCUCAACACACCCGUCCAGUAUUUUAAGUAGACCUCUAACACCCUCACCGACCAGUGUUACUGGUCCGGGGAGUAGUCGUCUGGAAACGGAACGUUUCUCUACUCUGGGUUCCGCCCAGGCCGCCGCUGCAGCCAUGCUGGGAGAUUUAAGUGGGGCAAUGCGUUCAUCAGGUCCAUCAGAAGGACCACGACAUCAUGGCCCAUCGCUAGCCGAUGAUCUGGAAAUAAAACCGGGAAUAGCUGAAAUGAUCCGAGAAGAAGAAAGG